AGCCCUUUUAGACAGAUCAAAGCUGCAGCUUAUACUACUCACUGAUCAUGGCCUUGCGUCUCACCAUUUUCCUACCUCUCAUCUUCUUCUUUCUUUGUCUUGUUGCUUAUGAGGUAUGAAUGUAUGAUCAACUCACUCAUUCAGCAAACGCUACUGCCCUCUCUCGUCUCCUCUCAGGACUCAGGAGUCCUCUGUGACUGUUACUCUGUCACCUCUGUGCCUCUGUCCUCGCACGGACGGCACUGUUGCACCUCGCGAGUCGCCACCAAACACGGAACACCGGCGACCGGUCGCCCCUCACGGGUCAGCAGGAGUCCUCCUUGGUUCCUAAUCUCCUUCUCACACUCUGUCACAGAUAUUUGGAGCCGCUGACAAUCUCUUUGGAUAGAGAGAAAUGGUCACUGGUCCAAUUUCUGUUCUCCUCAUCUUAUAGUGGAUACGGAACCUCAAGCUUGAAACAAAAGAUCCAUUUGUUUUCUGUGACUUUGAAGUGUCCUACAUUACUGCAACUCCCAUAUCUUCUCAACCCCUUCCUCUUUUUGAACAUGUCUUCCUUUUGCUGUUCUGGGAAGAGGUUUGUCAGUAAUGAAGAGGUUCGAUUAUAUCUCAAGGCCAAGGAUUUUGUGAUGAUAACACUGGUUGAAGCAACAGAUCACGCAUUGAAUUUGUGCCAAUGCAAUGAGAACCAAAACAGAGAAACACAAAUAAAUAGAUACCAAAGCUCACUGCAUAAGUCUUUUCACUUUGGAUCUCAUCGAAUCCAAAUACUAAGAAAGAUAGAGUAUUUUUUCAAUGCAUACAUUACAUUGUUUGAAUCCUUACUUGUUCUUUCGGGGUUUCCGUUUGAUGAAUAUUUCUAUGCCGGAAACCGUGAGUCUUGGAUAUAAUUGGAGAGUACUGAGAUAGAGGGUAUGCCCCAUUUUUCCAAAUUAUCAAUUUAUGUACUUUGCAGCUCUUUUGGUCAAAGGGUUUUCCACGGCUUUUGUUGUUUUAGCAGGUUUUCAAUUGGUGAUAGUUUAGUUAAUGGGCUUGGAAGCAUAGAGUGCCAUUUGAAUGAAAGUUGGAAAAGUCCGAAUUUUGAUCACAGUUUUGAGGAGAAGCUAAAUUCCGAUGUGUCACCUGGUUCGAUGGGUGUUAAUGGAUUUUCUGAAGGCCCUUCCCAUCAAAACUUUUCCACAAGGAAAAAUUUUGUUGGCAAUUUUAGAAGUGAGGCUCAGAUGAUUCUUGGAAUUCUUCAUAGAGGUGAUCCCCAGUUUGAUGCAAAAGCAGCUUUAGAUGAUUUGCAUGUUAGGCUUACUGGCCUUCUAGUGAGGGAAGUUCUCUUAGGGAUAUUGAAAACUGCAAAUAAGAAAAGUUGUGCCGAGAUGGGGUACAUGUUCUUUGAAUGGUCUGGUAAGCAGGAAAACUAUAUGCACACUGCAAAUUCAUACCAUUUAAUGAUGAAAAUUUUUUCUGAGGCAGGGGAAUUCAAGGCCAUGUGGGCACUAGUAGAUGAGAUGAUCGAGAAAGGUUACCCAACAACUGCUCGUACUUUCAACAUAUUGAUAUGUACUUGUGGUGAUGCGGGAUUAGCUAGAAAAGUAGUGCAAAGGUUUAUUAAGACAAAGACAUUUAACUAUAGGCCAUUCAAGCAUUCAUUUAAUGCAAUUCUACAUACUCUUUUGGCUGUAAAUAAUUACAAGUUGAUUGAAUGGGUAUAUCAGCAGAUGUUGGUUGAAGGUUAUUCCCCAGACGUUUUAACUUAUAAUGUACUCCUGUGUACGAAGUAUAGGCUGGGAAAACUAUAUCAGUUUCACAGAUUACUCGAUGAAAUGGGAAGAAAUGGGUUUUCACCUGAUUUUCAUACGUUCAAUCUCUUUCUUCACAUUCUUGGAAAAGGGGACAAACCACUAGCAGCUCUUAGUCUUUUGAACCACAUGAAGGAAGUUGGAUGUGAUCCUAGCGCUCUCCACUUUACAACUCUGAUUGACGGGCUCAGUCGAGCUGGCAACUUGGAUGCAUGCAAAUAUUUUUUUGACGAGAUGAUAAAGCAAGGGUACUUUCCUGAUGUUGUAUGUUACACCGUGAUGAUAACAGGUUAUGUUGUGGCUGGGAAUUUUGAUGAAGCUGAAGAGCUUUUUGGUGAGAUGAUAAGCAAGGGGCAGCUACCAAAUGCGUUUACGUACAACUCCAUGAUCCGCGGGCUUUGCAUGACGGGGAAAUUUGAGGAUGCUUGCCUUAUGUUGAAAGAAAUGGAGUCGAGGGGAUGUAAUCCGAAUUUUCAUGUUUAUAGUACUCUAGUGAGUUGCUUGCGGAAUGUUGGAAAGCUUUCAGAAGCCCAUCGAGUAAUAAGACAGAUGGUGGAUAAGGGGCGCUAUAUCCAUCUUGUAUCAAAGAUAAAAAGAUGUAGAAGACGAUAAAUUUUCUAUUUAAAUUCUCUUCAUAUUCUGAUCUUGUCCUAAUAUCUGUAACCAUGAACCUGCAAUAUUCAUCUUCACCAAA
This is a messenger RNA of Ipomoea triloba (trilobed morning glory), 2481 nucleotides long. Its product is annotated as pentatricopeptide repeat-containing protein At3g60050-like. Gene Ontology annotation, molecular function: protein binding. The transcript has 5 exons. The record is from RefSeq and is a predicted model, not a curated record. Bases 912 to 2399 code for a protein of 495 amino acids. Gene Ontology annotation, cellular component: chloroplast. NCBI's taxonomy places the organism in Eukaryota, Viridiplantae, Streptophyta, Magnoliopsida, Solanales, Convolvulaceae.